UUAGGCGAGGUCUACGAUGGAAUCGAGGAGCGAAUCUUCUGUUCGUCGCGAGAAUGCGUCAAAUGCGCGUCCGUAGUAGGGUUUCCGCGCGCUUCUCCGCCUUCUUAGCAGGGCAUCGCUCGAGCUUCUCCAUCGCGCGGCGGCGACGGCGGCCAGGUAACGAAUUUCGUCGCGCGUGGGAAGGGAAUGGUGCAGAGGAGGGCAAGUCGGGGCGGGAUGGCGCCAUUGUCGGCGAGAAAUCCAUUCGAUUCCGAGGAGGAGCCAUCGCCGCCUCCUGCCAGUGCGCCGUAUAGAAAUCCUUUCGAUGGCGACGAGAUUGAGCAGCAGCAGCGGCCCCGAAAGGUUACGUUUAAAUCUAGUGAAAAGUCCAACGAAGAGCCAAGGAAGUCUAAGGAAGAGCCAAAGAGCAACCCUUUUGACGACGAAGGGAUGUGGAACAAGAGGCACGAGAAUUCACGCCGGCCGGCUGCUACUGCUGCUUCUACUGCUUCGCCAUCGCCACCCAAGGAGCACGGCGGAAGCGAUGGAGCGACGACCAAGCACAGUGACGAGGCCAAGCAGAGGCGCAGGGACAGAGUCAAGGAGAAGCUCUCCACCAUGUCCGACGACGUGGGUAACUUGGUGAAGCCGCGAUCCAGGAAUCUCAUGGGAGGCAACAACAACCACAACCGGCAGCUUUUGUUUGAGGAGGAUGGAUCCACCAGCGCUGUCAUCCAGAACGAGCAGAGGAAAUUCACGCAGGCUCGGAUCGAGAGGGGCAUCAAAGCUGGCGAUUCUCUGGAGGGCGAGAGCGUGCAGGAGCUGGAAGAUUACGCCGUUCAAAAGGCCGAGGAGACCACGGUUGCCACUUACAAAGCUCUCAAGCUUGCCGAGGAGAUCAAGGAGAGCGCUACGAAUACGUCGGUGAUGCUUCACGAGCAGGGUCACCAGAUUACUCGCACUCACGAAACUGCUGUAGACAUCGAUCACGCACUUAGCCGGGGUGAGAAGCUCCUCGGCAGUCUUGGAGGCCUCUUUUCGAAGACCUGGAAGCCAAAGAAGGCUCGCAACAUAACGGGACCGAUGCUUUCUCGAGGAGAUUCGUUCAAGAGAAAAGCCUACGGUAUGGAGCAAAGAGCCGCUUUGGGAUUGAACCGGAGUAACUCCAAAGGCAAGACUCGCCACACGGCAGCCGUUGCCGACUCGUCGGGAUCUCAAGCUCAGACUCGCAUCACGAAUGAGUUUGCGAAGCAGGACGAAGCGCUGUCGGACUUGAGCAACGUUCUUGGCCAGCUCAAAGAGAUGACUAUAGACAUGGGAUCGGAGAUAGGACGCCAAACCGAUGCUCUCGGUCACCUCGAGGACGAUGUUGGCGAGCUUGGCAGCCGUGUCAGGGGUGCCAACGAAAGAGGCCGGAGGCUACUGGGAAGAUAAGUCGAGAGAAGUACUCGCUAACUCUAUGUACAUACAAGGAUUGAUCGAAUAAUUCACGCGUUACUCUUUGUGCCA
Molecule: messenger RNA, 1488 nt
Organism: Selaginella moellendorffii
Lineage: Eukaryota; Viridiplantae; Streptophyta; Lycopodiopsida; Selaginellales; Selaginellaceae
Product: SNAP25 homologous protein SNAP29
Exons: 5
Coding region: 187-1413 (408 amino acids)
Cellular component (GO): plasma membrane; SNARE complex
Molecular function (GO): SNAP receptor activity
Source: RefSeq, a predicted model, not a curated record